GGGCGCUGUCUGCGGAGAGCCGCGUUGCGCAUGCGCGUGACGCAGCUGAAGGGGAAGUGCUGCUGUCUGCGCUUCAUUCAUGCGGCCGGACGUUAGCAGGUUUCUAAGCGCAGAGGCGGCCGCGGCUCCCCCCGUGAAGACCGACAGAGGCUCCGUGACCCCCCCUCAGUAAAGCCACCAUGGCAGAAGCCCACCAGGCGGUGGCCUUUCAGUUCACCGUCACCCCCGAUGGCAUCGACCUCCAGCUGUCCCAUGAGGCUUUGCGGCAGGUCUACCUGUCCGGCCUGCAUUCCUGGAAGAAGAGGUUCGUCCGCUUUAAGAAUGGCGUGAUGACCGGCGUGUAUCCCGGCAGCCCAGGUGGGUUCAUGGUGGUGGUGGUCUCCUACAUGUCCUACAACAAGUUCAAGCAGCUGGAUCCUUCUCUGGGGCUGAUGGCCCGGCUGGGACAUUACGUCCCCAUCAGCAAAUACAUGUCGACAGACAGCCAGAAGAUAGUGGGGGGUGUUCUGGUCGGCACAGGCGUGUGGGUCACCAUCAUCAUGAUCAUGAGGAACGUGUUGAAGUCUCUGCUGUCGUGGCAUGGUUGGAUGCAGGCCCGCCAUGGUACCAUGUCCUGGUCUACAAAGCUGUGGCUGCUGCUUGUGAAGAUCUUCUCUGGCAGGAAGCCGAUGCUCUACAGUUUCCAGAACUCUCUGCCACGCCUGCCUGUCCCCCAAGUCAAGGAUACCUGCAGGAGGUACCUGGAGUCAGUGCGGCCGCUGAUGGAUGACGAGCAGUUUGACAGGAUGAAAGGUUUGGCUGAAGACUUUGAGAAGAAUCUGGGCCCACGGCUGCAGUGGUACCUCAAACUGAAGUCCUGGUGGGCGUCAAACUAUGUGAGUGACUGGUGGGAGGAGUAUAUUUACUUGAGAGGUCGAGGACCCAUCAUGGUCAACAGCAAUUACUACGCCAUGGAUUUCCUGUACGUGUUCCCGACCUCCAUCCAGGCGGCGCGGGCGGGGAACGCCAUUCACGCCAUCAUGCUGUACAGGAGGAGGCUUGACAGAGCGCAGAUCAAACCUAUUUACUUGCUGGCGAACAAGGUUCCUCUGUGCUCCGCUCAGUGGGAGCGAAUGUUUAACACCACCCGCGUCCCUGGCGUGGAGACAGACACCCUGCAGCAUAUGAACGAGAGCAAACACAUCGUGGUCUACCACAAGGGGCGCUACUUCAAGGUGUGGAUGUUCUACGACGGGCGGCUGCUGCUGCCGCGGGAGAUCGAGCAGCAGAUGGAGAGGAUCCUGGCAGACGAGUCCGAGCCGCUGCCGGGGGAGGAGAAGCUGGCGGCGCUGACCGCGGGGGAGAGGACGCCCUGGGCCACGUGUCGUGAAACCUACUUCAGCCGUGGGAAAAACAAGCAGUCCCUGGAGGCCGUGGAGAAGGCGGCCUUUGUCGUGACCCUGGACGACACCGAGCAGCGCUACGACCUGGACAACAAAGUCAAGUCUCUGGACAGCUACGCCAAGUCGCUGCUGCACGGGAAGUGCCAUGACAGGUGGUUCGAUAAGUCCUUCAACCUCAUCAUCUUCAAGAACGGCACCAUGGGGCUGAACGCGGAGCACUCGUGGGCCGACGCCCCCAUCGUCGGUCACCUGUGGGAGCACGUUCUGUCCAUGGACCCGGUCAAGCUGGGGUACGCCGAUGACGGCCACUGCAGAGGGAAGCCCCACCCCACCCUGCCCGGCCCCCAGAGGCUGCAGUGGGACAUCUCCACCGAGUGCCAGGACGUCAUCGAGCGCUCGCUGACCGUGGCGCGGGCUCUGGCGGACGACGUGGACUGUCACAUCAUCCCCUUUGAGGAAUUUGGGAAGGGGCUGAUCAAGAAGUGCCGCACCAGCCCGGACGCCUUCAUCCAGAUCGCCCUGCAGCUGGCCCAUUUUCGAGACAAAGGGAAGUUCUGCCUGACCUACGAGGCCUCCAUGACCCGCCUGUUCCGGGAGGGCCGAACGGAAACCGUGCGCUCCUGCACGGUGGAGACCUGCGACUUCGUCCGCUCCAUGACCCGCGAUGAGACGAGGGAGGAGCGCCUCCGCCUGCUCAAAGUGGCUGCAGAGAAACACCAGAACUUGUACCGCUUGGCCAUGACGGGACACGGCAUCGACCGCCAUCUCUUCUGUCUCUACGUGGUUUCCAAGUACCUGGGAGAAGACUCCUCCUUCCUGAAGGAGGUGCUGUCCGAGCCGUGGAGGCUCUCCACCAGUCAGACGCCGCUGCAGCAGGUGGAGCUGUUCGAUCUGGUCAGACACCCUGAAUACGUGUCUGCGGGCGGAGGCUUCGGUCCAGUCGCUGACGACGGUUACGGCGUCUCCUACAUCAUCGUGGGGGAGGAGCUCAUCAACUUCCACAUCUCCAGCAAACGCUCGAGUCCAGAGACGGACUCUCACCGUUUCGGCUCCAACAUCCGGCAGGCCAUGCUGGACAUCCUGGCCCUCUUCAACCUGGACGCCAAAGCCAGCAAGUGACGGGCCGGGCGUGCACGAGGCGCAGCCGCAGCUGCAGCCGCUCCCGAAGGAUCUCUUACUUUAGGCUUGUACAGAAUCAGUGGGGGGGUCAGGAGGAUGUAAAGCUAAUUGGAUUUUCAGAAUAAAAUGCUUGUGUGCGGUCUCUUUAGGCAACGCCAGCCUGCAGUCCAGGUGUCGCGCCGAUCAAAGUCGUUCUUUUCAGGUGCCUUAGUGACAAACUCAUGUAACGGAGGGCGAACCGAGCAGGAACGUUUCAGUCUGGGAUCAAGUCAAGGUUUGCUCACUAACGCGGAGCUCCUCCUCCUGAGCUGCAGCUCGGCUGACGUCCUGGUGAUCCGCCGCUGCUGGAUUCUGCUGCUCCAGUCAGACGGAGGUCGCGCCGAGGUCAUUUCAGUAGUCGGCACAUCGUAACGUUCAUCACUGCUGUGCACUCCGUGGGGGGGUUGAAGCCCAGGUCCCGGGGGGUCCAGCACAACCGCUUCUUCUGAAGUUACUUUUAGGAACGGCAGUGGGAGGAGCUUCUGGAGUUCAGCCGUCAGUCCGUCUAUUUAUUUAUUGUUUCACGCCUUUAGCAGCUGAAUGUGACGCAAUAAUAAUCACUAAUUUAACUCUGAUUUCUAGAUGAAGAUACUGUUUUGGUUGUCGGUUUGCUGCCUGUGGUUGUUGGACUUUUAUCUGCGUAGAUCUGAUGUUUACACUGCUGCAUGUUUUAAAGAUGAAGCUGUAAAUGUUUGCCUUUAAUUUAAAAGAAGACGAGCAGCUGAUGAACCAAACCUUUUAACAAUAAACUGGAUGUGAAGCAGA
Oryzias melastigma (Indian medaka) is the source of this 3305-nucleotide messenger RNA. RefSeq names its product carnitine palmitoyltransferase 1Ab (liver) (gene cpt1ab). The record is from RefSeq and is a predicted model, not a curated record. NCBI's taxonomy places the organism in Eukaryota, Metazoa, Chordata, Actinopteri, Beloniformes, Adrianichthyidae. Gene Ontology annotation, biological process: fatty acid metabolic process; carnitine metabolic process. Gene Ontology annotation, cellular component: mitochondrion. The transcript has 19 exons. Gene Ontology annotation, molecular function: carnitine O-palmitoyltransferase activity. Bases 180 to 2501 code for a protein of 773 amino acids.